Molecule: messenger RNA, 3680 nt
Organism: Pungitius pungitius (ninespine stickleback)
Lineage: Eukaryota; Metazoa; Chordata; Actinopteri; Perciformes; Gasterosteidae
Gene: stk11
Product: serine/threonine kinase 11
Exons: 11
Coding region: 845-2161 (438 amino acids)
Biological process (GO): DNA damage response; positive regulation of vesicle transport along microtubule; protein phosphorylation
Cellular component (GO): cytoplasm; nucleus
Molecular function (GO): protein serine/threonine kinase activity; protein kinase activator activity; ATP binding
Source: RefSeq, a predicted model, not a curated record
CCCAGAGAACAGUCUCCUGUCCCUUAUUGCCGCUGCUCCAUCGCAAAAUGAGGCUAACGCUAAUCUUGGCGAAGUUGGCUACUGCCAGCUAGCUAGUGCAGCAUAACCACCAGCCGUUAGCCACAGUUGUGUGACGACGUUUCGCUGAUCCUUCCCGGUUGUCCGUCGUGGGUCAUCGUCCGCGUGGAGAUAAUUGCCACUCUUUAGGAGGCGACGUUGGCGUUUAAACCUGCAAAGUUAACCAAGGCACCAGGCAGUAGAAACCGUGGUGGCAUGGAGGACACCUGAGGACGGGUGGACACGUUCAGUCGACUUCCAGGAGUCGGGCUGAUACCCCUGCAUGCAGUAGAUCUGUGAUUGGAUCCAGUCCAGCUGUCCACACUUAUGUACCCUAAAGCAACCAGUACUUUUGAAGCAUGGACCCGUGACAGAAAUGCUUUGCCGCACGGCCUUGAAGCAGGACUUUUUGCCUCUACCAUAGGCCGUAUGGUAUUCAAUUCACAGUUAAGCAGAGUGACAUUUUAGGAUCAGUUAUUCGUUCAACUGCACUGGUCAAAGAAAUGCACUGAGACUUGCACUGGACACAAAACGUUGCUCACCUCCUUGAGAGAAAAGCACCCUAAUGUUUACAAUUUUGGCUUUGAUCUCCCACCGCCCGGUCAUCACUCAGGCCUGAUUAUUAUCUCUCCCAUGUUAAGUAUUUCGUAAGUAUUUUGUCUUGGGGAAUUAAAACACUCUGCUCAGUACUGAACGGUGACCAGUGGAUUACACCGCAGCAGCAAUCAUAGCUAUUUGUGAACUAUUUGCACAGGUGGCUUAAGUUUUGGCUGCCAAACUACCAGUCAUGAGUGCCGGCGAGCUGCAACAUCUUGACUAUCUAAAUGAAAAUGAGCUAAUGGAGAUGGAUACUUUCAUUCAUCGCAUUGACUCUACAGAGGUGAUCUACCAGCCAAGGAGGAAGAGGGCAAAGCUGAUAGGAAAGUACUUGAUGGGAGAUCUGCUAGGUGAGGGCUCUUAUGGCAAAGUGAAAGAGAUGCUGGACUCGGAUACACUUUGUCGCAGGGCUGUCAAAAUAUUGAAGAAGAAGAAACUGAGGAGGAUUCCCAACGGAGAAGCCAAUGUGAAAAAGGAGAUUCAGCUACUAAGGAGACUCCAACACAAGAAUGUGAUUCAGUUGGUGGACGUGCUCUACAACGAAGAGAAGCAGAAAAUGUAUAUGGUGAUGGAGUAUUGCGUUUGUGGGAUGCAAGAAAUGCUGGACAGCGUCCCAGAAAAAAGGUUUCCAAUAUUUCAAGCUCACGGGUACUUUAGCCAACUCUUGGAUGGCCUUGAAUAUUUGCACAGCCAGGGAAUAGUUCACAAAGACAUUAAACCAGGAAAUCUGCUACUGACCACAGACGGAGCACUUAAAAUCUCCGACCUGGGAGUAGCAGAGGCCCUUCACCCAUUUGCAGAGGACGAUACGUGUCGCACCAGUCAGGGCUCGCCGGCCUUCCAGCCUCCAGAGAUCGCAAAUGGACUGGACACCUUUUCAGGGUUUAAAGUGGACAUUUGGUCCGCUGGAGUAACACUAUACAACAUCACAACGAGUUUGUAUCCGUUUGAGGGAGACAACAUCUAUAAGCUAUUUGAGAACAUUGGAAAAGGAGACUACACUAUUCCCGAGGAGUGUGGACCGCUUCUGUCGGACCUGCUGCAAGGAAUGCUUGAGUAUGACCCCGCAAAAAGGUUUUCCAUACAGAACAUAAGGAAACAUAACUGGGUGCGUAAGAAACACCCUCCGUCUGAGCUCCCUGUGCCCAUCCCUGCCAACGCGGAGAGCAGGGAUCCCUGGCGGAGUAUGACGGUGGUGCCCUACCUGGAGGAUCUCCACGGCUACACAGAGGAGGAUGAUGAUGACCUCUACGAUGGAGAGGAUGAGAUCAUAUACACUCAGGACUUCACAGUGCCAGGACAAGUGGCCGAAGAAGAUCUGGAUCAGGGGCACGAAGACCACAGUCCAGCUCUAACCAAGCCGUUUUGUGUAAACGGGACGGAGGGGGGGUCUUUGAAUAGCAAGGCCAAAGCCGAACGCCGAUCCUCCUCUUCAUCCAACCCCUCACGUAAAGGGGUCUCCACAGCCAGCAAGAUCCGCAAGCUCUCCACCUGCAAACAGCAAUGACCCCCCGCCCCCCCCCCCAACCAACCGCCUCUCCUCCCUCGGCAGCAACCCGCCUGGCUGGUCCGACCCCGUCCUUCUGUGCCCGGAGUCCUCACAGUUGUGAGAAUAACCCGCUGACGUUAAUACCCCCCUUACCUCCUUGGACCACUAGCCUGCAAAUUUUGAAGAUGCGGUAUGAGUGAUGGGGAGGAGGACAGCAUGAAAUGUUCUUUUUGCUCCGAGACUGAGGCACUGGCUGUGAUUUUUUUUUUUCUUCAUAUUUUUGCUCCUUUUAACUCUUGUCAUCUAUUAUCUAGUCAUUUCCCCUCUCCAUCCUCUCAGGAGGGCCAAGUGUUGCACCGGACGUUUUAAACACCAUCAACCCUGUACCCACACCCUCUGCCCCACCUUCUGUUUCUGUUACCACGUUUGUUUUUCCAAAAUCCUUUUGGCAUUUUUUAAAGACUCAUUGUGAAGUGUAAAAAAUUAAAGAGAAAAAAAAUAAGUUAUGAAUAAUUCUAUAUGUAAAUCUAUAAUGAUGUCCCUGGAAAUCAUAAUAGUACUCUACUACCACAAACAUAAAUAUAAAAACCUGCAUGCUGUACAGGGCUGAGAGAAAGGGACGGUGCUUUUGGGAAGGUUUGUGGACAGAUUGAAGCUUUGAGAUCCAACUGUUAGGGAUUUUUCAUUUCCAUUUAGGUUCUUUUUUUUUAAUGGAUAUUUUUUAAUUAUUAUUUAUAUAAAAUAUGUCCCAAACAGGCUAUUUUGUUGGAUGAUCCUUUUGUCUUUUUAACCUGCCUUCUACAAAGUUAUUAUUUGAUAGGACUACUACUCUCAUCUCACUCCAUCAGCAGCUAGUUUUUAGUCAGCUUCCGCUUCUAGGAUCUGACACAAUCCCCCAGUGGCCUGUUUCCCAGCGAUGCCGCUCUUUACUGCGCCAAUCACAUCAGCGGGAGCCCCGCCCCUCUCGUACGCAGCCAGGCCCACCGUCAUCCCCUCGCUACGAAUAGAUCAGAGAGCAGGUGAGUCAUUGCUCUGAGGGAGGGAGAGAGCAGCAGCUUCCCACGUCAGCAACGUCCACCGAGCGAGUCUCUGUUCAACCAAACACACACGAGGGAGGCUGAGGAGACGUUUCCGGACACCUUUUUUUUUUUUUUUUUCACCACACGUCACAUCGGAUUACAUGUGUAAUGGUACAGUGGCGCAAAACCACCAGUUGCUUGGUUCUUUUUCUUCAUGUUUUUAUUGAAACCAUCUUCAGUCCAAAAUGAAUAUGGGCCAUGCUACCUGCCAUCAUAAGUGUCCAAGGUGACAUCACACAUAACAUGCAGCAAUGUUCUUAUGUUGAAGAAAUACAAUUUGACAUAAACGGCUCAUUUUAAAGCCACACUGGCACAGAGAUUGGGAAUAAGGCCGUUCAGCUUGUGAGUUAAACUUGUAUGCGCAGGAUACCUGCAAGGUAUUAUUUUUUUAAAGAUUGGGCUAGCAGUACUUCAUCUUGUUCUACCCCAAUGACAACAAAUAAACCAAUAUGGUGCUA